This is a messenger RNA of Pezoporus occidentalis (night parrot), 1669 nucleotides long. It is a transcript of the gene TAMALIN, whose product is annotated as trafficking regulator and scaffold protein tamalin. The record is from RefSeq and is a predicted model, not a curated record. Gene Ontology annotation, molecular function: protein binding. The transcript has 8 exons. Gene Ontology annotation, cellular component: plasma membrane. Gene Ontology annotation, biological process: signal transduction. Bases 36 to 1040 code for a protein of 334 amino acids. Lineage: Eukaryota; Metazoa; Chordata; Aves; Psittaciformes; Psittacidae.
UGAUAAAGCGGCGCGCUCGGAGCCGCGUCCCGGCCAUGACCCUGCGGCGGCGGCGGCGGCUCCGGCCGAAGGAGGAUGCGGUGGUGGCGGCGGCGGCCCCGGACCUGCCCGGCCCCGCCGCCGUUUACCGAGCGCUGGCGGCCGCCGGGGGCACCCUGCCCCGGGUGCGCAAGGGUGCGGGGUUCAAGUGGGGGUCCCCGAGCCAGUCUCCAGAGGAGCACAGGAGGGUGGUGACGCUGGAGAAGAAGGCAGAAGAGACCUUUGGCUUCGAGAUCCAGACCUAUGGGCUGCACCACCAGGACAGGAACAGUGUGGAGAUGUUCACCUUCGUGUGCCGGGUGCACGGCGGGAGCCCGGCUGAGGCUGCAGGGCUCAAGGCUGGGGACACAAUCACAGGGGUGAACGGGCUCAACGUGGAGGGCGUCCGGCACCGGGACAUCGUGGAGAUCAUCAAGAGCUCGGGCAAUGUGCUCCGACUCGACACGCUCUACGGGACGUCCAUCCGGAGGGCUGAGCUGGAGGCCCGGCUGCAGUACCUGAAGCAAACGCUCUAUGAGAAGUGGGGCGAGUACCGCUCGCUGAUGGUGCAGGAGCAGCGGCUGGUGCGGGGCGUGGUGGCCAAGGACCCCAGCAUCUACGACACGCUGGAGUCGAUCCGCUGGUGCCUGCAGGGCGAGGGGGGGCUCCCCGGCGGCUCCCCCCGUGCCAGCGGCAGCGAUGACUCCUUGUACCAGACCUGCCUCUUCGCCUCCGCCGAUUCGCUGGACCGGGACAAGGCCGGGGACAGGGACGGGGACAAGGACAGGGGCACCUCGGGGCCCGCGCCCCCCCCACCGCGCCCCCGGCCAGCCCUGGCCCGCAGCGCCAGCCUCAAGUGUGGGGCGGGCCCGGGGGCGCGGUUGUGGGGCCGGGCCGGGGACCCCGGGGAGGGGGCGGCCGCUGCCCCCCGCAAGGGUCGGCACAGCAGCUUCCGCCGGCGGCUGCUCAAGUUCAUCCCGGGGCUGAACCGGGCGCUGGAGGAGGAGGAAAGUCACCUCUAACGGGGGCUACAGAGGGGUCACCUCUAACGGGGGUACAGGGAGGAGUCACCUCUAAUGGGGGUUAAUGAGAGGAGAAUCACCUCUAAAGGGGUGCCAGGAGGAGUCACCUGUAACAGGGGUACCAAGAGAAGCAUCACCUCUAAAGGGGUACCAGGAGCAAUGACCUCUAAUGGGGGUACCAAGAGAAGCAUCCCCUCUAAAGGGGUACCAGGAGCAAUGACCUCUAACGGGGGUUCCAAGAGAAGCAUCACCUCUAAAGGGGUACCAGGAGGAGUCACCUCUAACGGGGGUACCGAGACAUCCCUGCCCCGGGCCUAUUUAUUUACUGCAAGGGACUAUGAGCCCCCUCCGGGGGCCACGGGAGGAGCUCGGGGUCAGCCCCAGGGGUCCUGGCUUGGCCGCUUCAAGCCAUCGGGGGCCCCAGCACCACGGGACAGACACGGACACACCCCACACACACCCCCCCCGGCCCGGUGCACGAAGCCACCGCUCACCUCAGGAACCAGUGCCAUCCUCACUGGGGGACGUGGGGGGGACCCUGCGUGUCCCGUCCCCAUCCCCGUCCCCAGCUCGGGGCUCACGGGGGUCCUGCCCCAGCGGCUUUUGUACCAAUACAGAGACGUUUUGCA